CUCGGGCUAGUGCAUGCUGCCAGAAGUUCCCGGAUUGACACCUUGACUUGAAGCGUCCAGCAAUCGUCUUAGUCUGGAUGGCUCAGGGAUGGGAUAAGCCAGCAACAAGAGACCCGGUCACUGCACACGCUUUGGUCUGCAGCUUUCUGUGUGUGACACGCGAGUCCAUAUAACAGGACCCGACACCUCCUUCUUGAUCUCACGAGAAUGACUUUAUCACGACACGCGCCUGUCAACCACUUCCAGCCGAUUCACAAUCACAACUCAAAUUACGACACCUUCAAACAGCAGACACCAUGCCAGACAAAGCUCAAGACAAGGCUGCAAGGAGAGAGUCCGUCAGCAAAUGGGUCACAGAGCAAACGCAAGAGAUACCCUCUCACCUCGACAACCUCCCCUCGCGGUCGGUCAAGCAAGCAGAAGACGACAAGAAAGAAAAGUCGGCAGCAAACAUCAAGUCUUUCGAUGCCAUCAUGUAUAAAAGCAGCAGCAGCACGGACUGAAGAACCGCCGGCAAGACACACCUUCUACCUAAUGGUUAUCAACAUGAUGGCCUGGCCUCCCAAGCUACGUAACGCCGAACGGACAUGUCUGGAUCUCGAAGCCGGAGAGCCUCUGCUAGGCCCGUCGCUCACAGGUUCCCCUUGCAUGAGCUCUUGCCUCCGAUGCAGGCCUUGGAGAUUCGACCCCAGCUUCCCGAAGCCCGCUCUGCAACUUGCACCACCUUCCCUUUUCUGCACUCACUCCUCCGUUUGGGCGGCCUCAUUCCCAGACGCAGAACAACAGCAACCUGAACUACACGAUUCAAAAGCCCCCCACGCCAGCGACAUGUCAGUGCGAGCCCGCGGAGGAACGCGCUUCUGAGCGGCCCCAGGCCCUGCUCCAUGUUUAGCGCCCACAAGCUGCAGUUACCACACGAUUGGAUAUACCCGAUCUUGUUCGAGUCAUGCAUGCACAUAUCACACCACCUUGCAGUUCAGAUGACUUGCGCACGAAAGGCAGUCUCUGGCAGUAUGAGAGGGCGUUGUGGUUGUGGGGGAGCUAGCUUUGUACUCUAUGUUUUACUAUUUCGAAAUCCCAGCAUGCAUUCCAGCUCAUCUCAAAGCGUGACGCGCACAAUGAACAAAGUGAAAGGCACACUGGGCAAAACCCAGCGC
Microdochium trichocladiopsis is the source of this 1157-nucleotide messenger RNA. RefSeq lists its product as uncharacterized. The record is from RefSeq and is a predicted model, not a curated record. The transcript has 2 exons. NCBI's taxonomy places the organism in Eukaryota, Fungi, Ascomycota, Sordariomycetes, Xylariales, Microdochiaceae. The coding region runs from base 208 to 864 and encodes 218 amino acids.